Messenger RNA from Hibiscus syriacus, 3523 nucleotides. RefSeq names its product katanin p80 WD40 repeat-containing subunit B1 homolog KTN80.4-like. Gene Ontology annotation, molecular function: microtubule binding. Gene Ontology annotation, cellular component: katanin complex. Bases 548 to 3115 code for a protein of 855 amino acids. Gene Ontology annotation, biological process: microtubule depolymerization; microtubule severing. The transcript is spliced from 18 exons. NCBI's taxonomy places the organism in Eukaryota, Viridiplantae, Streptophyta, Magnoliopsida, Malvales, Malvaceae. The record is from RefSeq and is a predicted model, not a curated record.
AAAAGAGAUGAAUUAACGCUGAAGGUAAAAGAGAAAAACUGCAGCAACAGUGAAACCGAAACUUGAAAGCGGCUCCAUUCCUUCCCCCUUCCUUGUAUCUUCUCUUUCAGCGUUUUUACAUCUGGAAAAUCUGAUUUAAUAGAGGCCUUUGGUUUUAAGUUUCAGAUUUGGGUUUUACUUUGAAAGUUCUAUGAAAUCUGGGUUUUGAAGAAGAACACCCAAAAAGCAAAGCAAACCCUACUUAUUUUCGUUUUUUGCUAUUUCUAUAUAUGUUAUUUAUUGUUUUGUACAACUACUGCUUCUUUACCCUUUUCUUUUGUUUGGUAUAAGAAAAUAUAAGUUUUUUGGAGGAAGGCCGAGAAAGAUGAUUAAACAAUGAAGCGAUCUCUCCAGCUGUUGUCAUCUCUGUAAGUCUUUGGUUUCUGCCGUGGAAAAUGGUUAAAAUAAUGAAAUGAGGAUGAGAUCUACGGCUUCAUUUGUCAGUUUUUUUUAUUUGAAUGUGUGCUAUAGCCAUUGCUAGGGUUUUGUCUUCUGUUUCGUUUCCGCCAUGACCACCAAACGCGCUUACAAACUACAGGAAUUUGUGGCACAUUCUUCUGCUGUGAAUUGCCUGAAGAUUGGAAGGAAAUCGUCGAGGGUUCUUGUAACUGGAGGGGAAGAUCACAAGGUUAAUCUUUGGGCUAUUGGCAAACCCAAUGCCAUACUGAGUUUAUCGGGACAUACAAGUGGAGUAGAUUCUGUAACCUUUGAUUCUUCAGAAGUAUUGGUGGCUGCAGGUGCUGCAAGUGGUACCAUCAAACUUUGGGAUUUGGAGGAGGCAAAAAUUGUUCGGACUCUGACUGGUCAUAGAUCCAAUUGCAUCUCUGUGGAUUUCCACCCAUUUGGUGAGUUCUUUGCAUCUGGCUCUCUCGAUACAAAUCUCAAAAUAUGGGAUAUCAGAAAGAAAGGGUGUAUCCACACUUACAAGGGCCACACUCGAGGAGUCAAUGCAAUCAGGUUUACACCAGAUGGCCGAUGGGUUGUGUCCGGUGGCGAGGACAACAUUGUGAAGGUGUGGGAUUUAACUGCUGGAAAAUUGUUGCAUGAUUUCAAGUAUCAUGAAGGUCAAAUUCAGUGCUUAGAUUUUCAUCCCCAUGAGUUUCUAUUGGCUACAGGUUCAGCUGAUCGGACUGUUAAAUUUUGGGACCUUGAAAGCUUUGAACUUAUUGGUUCAGCUGGACCCGAGACUACUGGAGUUCGUUGCUUGACCUUCAAUCCUGAUGGGAGGACUAUUCUCUGUGGAUUACAUGAAAAUCUGAAGGUUUUCUCUUGGGAACCUAUAAGAUGUCAUGAUGGUGUGGAUGUGGGAUGGUCUAGAUUGUCAGAUCUUAAUAUUCAUGAAGGAAAGCUUCUUGGCUGCUCAUAUAAUCAAAGCUGUGUUGGAGUAUGGGUUGUAGAUAUCUCGCGCAUAGAACCAUAUGCUAUUGGUACUGGUAAUCGUGUGAGUGGUCAUGCUGAACCCAAAACUAGUUCAGGUGGAAACCUCUCUGUUCUGAAUGAAAACACGACAAAACCUAGCAUGGGAAAAUUAUAUGUUUCACAAAAUCCGGAUACUUUAGUGAAGGAAACAAAAUCCCUUGGAAGGUUGUCCAUUUCACAAAAUUCGGAUCCUGCCAAGGAGUCCAAAAGUAUGGCAUCCCCAAGAAAUGUACCUGGUUUCCCCCAGAGGGCCAAUAUAAAUACAGUUCCAAAGACAACUCAACCAAAUUCUGUAACAGUUCAUACUGUAGCAGCUCCAAAAAGGAAUUCUACAAAGGCUAGUUCAUGCAUCAGUGCUCCAAGUUUUAGCAAGUCGGAUGUCAUACCUGUGAUUGUGCCUAGAAAUGAUCUGAGGUUGGAGCAGGCUGCUGAAUCAAGGAAGGAAGCUGGAACAACUGGGAGAUGUUUGGAGCAGGCCGCUGAAUCAAGAAAAGAAGUUGGAAUAUCUGGGAGAAGUUUGGAACAGGUUGCUGAGUCAAGAAAAGAAAUUGGAAUAGCUGAGAGAAGUUCGGAGCCAAGCCAGCCAGCUGCUGAAUCAAGAAAAGAAGCUGGGAUAAUUGGAAGAACUUUGGAGCAGGGAGCUGAUUCCAGAAAAGAACUUGGUAUUGUUGGAAGAACCAUGCCAUUUUCUUUGCAGUCAAAGACAAGUAGUUUCCGAAAGUUUCAAAAUUUCAAGGAAGAAAUGGACAGGCCAGAUAUCUCUGCUCCAUCUGAAACUACAGGUUCUAAGGCUGCUGAAUUCAACAGUGUCCUGGACAGGAGUAGUUUUGUUGUUGUUAAAGGCCCUAUUCAAGGAAUGUCUGCUGCCGAAAGGAAUAUGAGGGAAGAUAGGUGCAUUGGCUCUGGCAAGAGUGAACCAAAUUCAGUGACAGAGUUGCCUUCUAGCUACCGGAAUGAAAAUCGAAGAACGUGUUCUGUAGUCUUAAAUUUGGAGAAAAGAGGGAGAUCUUCUAAUUUUGAUUUACCAACUAUGAGUAUCUCUCCGAGGAAUGUAUCAAUGGAAAACGUGCCCUCCUUCAAUGCGUAUAAACAAAGAGGAUACUCUGCAUCUGUGCAAAAAGAAAUGCCUUCUGCCAGUGAUGAGGAUGCUGUUGCAGAUUUGCUGGAGCACCAUGACCAAUUCAUUAGUUCCAUGCAAUCUCGUUUUGCCAAGUUACAGGCUGUUCAUAGGUUUUGGGAAAGAAAUGACAUCAAGGGGGCAAUAUCUGCAAUUGAAAAGAUGGCUGAUUAUGCUGUGCUUGCUGAUGUCAUGAGCAUUGUCAUUGAGAAAAUGGACAUCGUCACAUUGGACAUUUGCACUUGUCUUCUGCCCCUUCUGUCUGGUCUCCUUGCAAGUGACAUGGAUAGGCAUUUGAGCAUCUGUCUAGACAUGCUGCUUAAGCUGGUAAGGGUAUUUGGCUCCAUGAUAUAUUCAACCAUAUCAGCUUCAACACCCGUUGGCGUGGACAUCGAGGCAGAGCAAAGGUUUGAGCGUUGCAACCUCUGCUUUGUAGAACUAGAGAAAGUAAAACGCAGUCUGCCCUCUCUUACCAGAAGAGGGGGGUCGGUUUCGAAAUCCGCCCAGGAAUUGAACCUCGCACUACAGGAAGUAUCGUGAUUGAAAUUAAUGUACCAAACGCAGGAACUAACUUAUUCCCAUGCUUUUUAAUGACCACAUUCUGUAUGUUACCCCUGAAGAGAGCAUGAUUCGGCGCUUACACGCCGGUCGAGCAGCAACAACUACUUCGAUGCAUAUCGUCUUGCCAAGUAGAAACGCUGCAUCUUGUACAUGUUCUAAUUCGACGCCUAAGUUGAGACCUCUUAACCGGUAAGCUGAUUCUACUUGCAUUGAAACUACUUCGACUUUGGCUAAUUGUGUUGGUUUUUAGUUAAUUUAUUCAAGAUGACGUCUUUGCCAACCACUGUAUUACUACACACCAACCCAAUAUGCUGAACAUCAAAUUGUACCUUUGGGCUCGUAUGUAAAAUAUACAUAUUUUAUAUAUGAAUAUACACGUGUCCAAAA